This is a messenger RNA of Eublepharis macularius, 2879 nucleotides long. RefSeq names its product calpain 6 (gene CAPN6). The record is from RefSeq and is a predicted model, not a curated record. Gene Ontology annotation, cellular component: cytoplasm. Gene Ontology annotation, molecular function: calcium-dependent cysteine-type endopeptidase activity. Lineage: Eukaryota; Metazoa; Chordata; Lepidosauria; Squamata; Eublepharidae. The transcript has 13 exons. Gene Ontology annotation, biological process: proteolysis. The coding region runs from base 209 to 2149 and encodes 646 amino acids.
GCUGAAUUUUAGAGAGAGAGAAAAGCAAAGUUAUUAUAAACCUCCCCUUGGAUGACUUGGAUUUUGGUACAGUCCAAAGAGUUUGCAGGUUAAUAAGCUGGACGUGCUUUGUUUGCAGUAUUGAUUUGGGACUUUGUGUGUGUGUGCUUGCCUGACAACUCAGUCAGCAAGUCCCCAAGAGGAAUCAGCAUAAUCCAGCCAGAGCAGCAUGUCUUCUUCAUUCUCUGCAAAACCCUUCAAAGAUCAAACGUAUUGGGAACUUAAGAGACAAUGCAUUGACCAAAAGAAGCUCUUUGAAGACCCUGAAUUUCCAGCUUCCGAUGCAUCUCUUUUCUACAGUGGCCCUCCACCCAGGAAAGUGGAAUGGAAACGCCCAAAGGAGCUUUGUGAAGAUCCUCGCUUAUUUGUAAAUGGAAUCAGUUCCCAUGACUUGUACCAAGGGAAGCUAGGAAACUGCUGGUUCGUGGCUGCUUGUUCCUGCUUGGCUCUCCGGGACAACCUCUGGCAAAAGGUAAUCCCCAAUUUUAAGGAACAGGAAUGGGAUCCGAGAAGGCCAGAGAAAUACACAGGAAUCUUUCACUUCAAUUUCUGGUGUUUCGGAGAGUGGAUCGAUGUGGUUGUUGAUGACCGACUGCCAACUUUUGAUGGUGAGCUGGUCUUCUGCCAUUCCAAGGAACACAAUGAAUUCUGGAGUGCACUUCUCGAGAAGGCAUAUGCCAAGAUGGCUGGGUGUUAUGAAGCCUUGGACAGUGGCAACACUGCAGAAGCCCUGGUGGAUUUCACAGGAGCAGUUGCGGAGUCCAUAGACAUGGCAAAGGGCAAAUAUGACCGAGACAUUUCUGAGCAGGUCAGACUCUUUGAGGAACUGCUGAAAGUGCACAGAAGAGGAGGAUUCAUCAGCUGUUACAUCACGCCUUUAUCCACACGUGAUUUUGAGGCAGAAACUGCAAUGGGUCUGAUCCAGGGCCACUCCUACUCAGUGACAGAAAUCCGGAAGGUGAGCCUUGGAGAACAGCUGUUGUCCUGUGUCAAGUCUGAGAAACUUUUUAUGAUCCGAUUGAGGAAUCCCUGGGGGAAGAAGGAGUGGAACGGCGCGUGGAGUGAUGAGUCAGAGGAGUGGACAAAUGUGAGUGAUAAAGAAAGAAAGAGGAUAGGACUCACUGUUGACAACGAUGGAGAGUUCUGGAUGUCAUUCGAAGACUGGUGCAAAAAUUUUACUGACGUUGACAUCUGUCGGUUUGUGAACACGUCCAUCUUUAGCAUCCACAAAACCUGGGAAAGUGGGCUCAUGUGCGGUACAUGGAGAAAGAAUCCAGACCCCCUUUUAAACCGAUCUGGUGGAUGUCUUAAUAACAGAGCCACCUUUCUGCAAAACCCACAGUACGUCUUUGAUGUUAAAAAGGUGGAGGACAAAGUACUGAUUUCCCUGCAACAGAAGGAUCAGCGUGUUCACAAGAAAGAAGGGAAAGGCGAUAAUUUUGUCAUUGGCUUUGAAAUUUUCAAGGUGGAGGACAAUAGAAACUGUCGAAUGCAUACUAUGCAUAUACAAGAGAAGGUGGCGACUUCCAACUACAUUGACAUGCGCACAGUGUUUUUGAAGGUGCUUCUCAAACGAGGCCGAUAUGUCCUGAUCCCGACCACAUUCAGCCCUGGUGUGGAAACUGAGUUUAUGCUGAGGAUAUUCACAGAUGUGCCAUCGAAGCUCAGGGAGCUUAAAUUGGAUAAACCAAAGCCAGAGUUCUUGGAUAUCUUGUGUGGCUACCCUAAGAGGGUCUCUCAGAUAAAGAUCAGUGCAGCAGAAGGUCUCGAGAGUCAAGACAGACAUGGGGGAGCAAACCCCUAUGUGAUCGCCAGAUGUGGGAAUGAGAAGGUUCGCUCUCCUGUGCAGCAGGGAACCGUCAAUGCUGUUUUCAUUACACAAGCCAUUUUCUAUCGAAGGAAUGUUAAACAGCCUAUUACUGUCCAGGUUUGGCACAGUGACAUCUUCUGUGACCGGUUCCUGGGACAAGUGCGGCUGACUGCAUCACCCAGUGACUCCAGGGACCUGCAGACACUCCAGCUCUGGGGCAGAGGCAGGCAGGAAGCAGACAAGAUGCCCGGUCAUAUCAGCGUCAAGGUCAUUUCCAGCGAUGACCUUCUGCAGCUAUGAAUAGCAGAAGCUGAUGGGCCUCUCAGCAAAAAACCUUGUCCGUCCUCUCAGCAGGAAAGCAGCGGGAGCAUCGCUUGCACAUAGCCGUCAAUUGCUUUGCGGGAUUCUACUCGGGCAACAAGAAAAUGACUAAAAAAAAUAGAUGAGAGCAUUUAUGCAACCAGUAUACCAUUACCUCUCUUUAUCUACAUAUAUAUUGUCUCUCUCCAAGCUCAUUAGUAAAUAGCGGGUUGGCUUCAGGAGCUGGGUAUGCCACUGGAGGGAAGCUGUUAUAGGUGCUUGAGUUGUUCUGUUAGAAAGUGGAAUUUCAUGGAGAUGGGCAGGGUUACUUCCAGGACCACUGGCAGGAGGGCAAGUGGGAGUGACUGGACUGAAUUCUUGCAAAUGUCGAAGACCACAAUUUUGGAAUGGAUCUGUAGACAUGUGACUCGACUUUGCUUCUUGAUAUCUUAAUUCUCAUGAAUCGCACCUUGAAUAUUGCUGCAUUGACUAUAUUUUCUUUGUCUUAUGUUGAGAAUCACUGUGGUAGUCAGGGUAAUGGUUAAAUACGUGCCCAUUGAUGACUACCAUGAGAAGAGGAAUUUGCACCUUGUAAAUCAGAUUCCAGAGUUGGAGCAUCUUUCGGGCUGCACUUCUUGGACUUGAUCCAGCUUUCUUACAAAAAUUAGCAUACCAGUCUGAAAAUGAAAAAAAUAUAGAUGAUCACAUUCAUUGUAGGGGCUGUUGUUAU